Molecule: messenger RNA, 471 nt
Organism: Sinocyclocheilus anshuiensis
Lineage: Eukaryota; Metazoa; Chordata; Actinopteri; Cypriniformes; Cyprinidae
Product: complement receptor type 1-like
Exons: 3
Coding region: 58-411 (117 amino acids)
Source: RefSeq, a predicted model, not a curated record
UCUGUCAUUUUCUUUUCCCUAGUGAAUUGUGGAAAGCCUGAUGUGGACUUUAAUGGGAUGGUGUAUGGGAGUGAUUGGUGGGUGGGUUCUGUAGUGCGGUACGACUGCAGGCCAGGGUUCGUGUUGGUGGGAGAUCCUGCCCGAGCCUGUCAGUCCAAUGGGAAAUGGACACCCAAACCGUCCUGUCUCAGAGUGUGUCAUCGUGGCCGGGUUGAGAUCAGUGAGAAGGACAUUGACGGGACAUGUUCGUCCACCUGUCCUGAUGCUAAGAGCUAUGCAAUCCCUCUGAACCACAAAUGCAGUCGAAUUGAGAACUGCAGAACUAAAGAAUCGGGCUGGAAGCACUGGUUUACACGCUGCAACUACUGCGACUGUGACUGCUUCACUCCCUGCGAAAUCAUGGCUUUAUAGAGGAAAACUCACCUGAGUGGUCAUCACGUCCCCCCAGUCCUGGGAAAGGCAGCAAAGCUG